Messenger RNA from Penicillium verhagenii, 576 nucleotides. RefSeq names its product peroxiredoxin. The transcript is spliced from 2 exons. Gene Ontology annotation, molecular function: thioredoxin peroxidase activity. Gene Ontology annotation, biological process: cell redox homeostasis; cellular response to oxidative stress. The coding region runs from base 1 to 576 and encodes 191 amino acids. Gene Ontology annotation, cellular component: cytoplasm. Lineage: Eukaryota; Fungi; Ascomycota; Eurotiomycetes; Eurotiales; Aspergillaceae. The record is from RefSeq and is a predicted model, not a curated record.
AUGAGCAAUCUCCAACUCCCCCCCCGUCUUCCCGUUCCUCAGGAUGAUGGCGCCUGCGACCAUCUGUCCGCUCACCCCGCCUUGUCGUCCGUUUCUUUGGCUAGUACCAAUCAAUCUAAUGUCGACCUAUCCGCCCUAGCCGGGUUGACUCUCGUCUUCUGCUAUCCCCGUACCGCCCAAGCGAACGAAGAGAUCCCCGAUUCUUGGAACAACAUCCCAGGAGCUCGAGGCUGCACACCCCAGGCGUGCUCCUUUCGGGAUAAUUUACCAGAGUUGAAGAGACUAGGCGUGAAUAAUCUCUUUGGACUCAGCACCCAGCCGACCAAUGAACAGGCAGAGGUACAUGAGCGGUUGCACCUCGCAUACCCACUGCUUAGUGAUUCCCAUUUGGAAUUCGUGCGGAGUCUAUCAUUGCCUGUGUUUGAUUGGAACGGAAUGACAUUGGUAAAACGCAUAACGCUGGCCAUCCGGGACGGCAAAGUCAUCCACCAUUGGUACCCGAUCUUCCCUUCACAUAAGAAUGUGGAUUUCGUUUUGGACUGGCUGCGAGAGAAUCCCAUCGCCGGGAAGAUAUAG